GGGGACUCGGGGCAGCUAACAUGGGGCCAUGCCCAGAGCAAUACAAUAUAACAAAAUAUAAAACAACAUAACAUAGCACCAUUAAAAAUACAAUAAAUGCAUCACAUCAAGAAAUCAAAAAAACAGUAAAACAAGGGCAGGCCACGUGAAUCCAUUUUAACUGGAUUAUAUGGCAGUGUAGACUCAAGGCCCUUCCACACACCUAUAUAACCCAUUUAUAAUGGACUUAAUGUCAGGGGAAACCUUUGCCCUUUACCUUAACUACCACCAAUUCCUCAAUACUUUAUUUCCCAUUGACCAUACUUCGCCACAGCAACGCGUGGCUGGGCACAGCUAGUAGAUUUAUAUUUCCACAGGGCAGCUAACAUAAAAAUAUACAAUGUAUGCAUUAAACGGAAUGAAAAUCACAUAAAGUAACCAGAUUAAAUUAUCCAGCGUGAUGGUAAUGAACUUCUCCUCAUGCACGAAACUGUCAUUCAAUUCAUUCCAAUGGAACCUUUCUCUGCUCCCAAAAUGUGUUCUGAAGGGUCCAUCAAGGGAUGUGUGUGCUGUGAUACAACCAUACCACAUUCCCGUCAUAAAUGUAUAUAAGUCCCAGUUUCCUUAUUGCACCUCCAACAAUUGUGUAAAUUGUUUCUAUUUAAUAACAUUAUUGAAGUCACAAACUACAUUAAUUCUAGAUGCAUCCUUAGCAUCUAAAUGGAAGCCAUUUAUGACAUGUGGAUAAUAUCUUCUGCCUGUAUAAAUGUAUACAGUUAGCUUUCCACAUUGGCUGGUGUUAGGGUAUAAGAAAGUGAAAGAUCUAUUGGAAAGUACCCUAGGAAUCUCCCUAAGAAUUUCAGUUUGACUCUGUGGUCAACUUCUGGCCGAAAGUGACUAUAAAGCCACACUUGAAGACCUAGAGUUUCCUAGGGAGAAGAUUAUAAUGGUAAAAUCCGUAAAAGUCAACAGUUGCAAAUGUGGAAGGCCAGCUAUACACUUUGUUUUCCUUUUCGGGAUGGUAUAUGAGUGGUAGGAUCAUGCGGCAGGGGCGAAGCUACAUCGGGGUCCUCGCUCCAUUCUCUCUCCUGGCCACUUCGCUUUUGCUCACUCUCACAGCAUCUUACAAACCUGUCAUUGUUGUCCAUGGCUUGUUCGACAGCCCUUCAGAUUUUCGGCUUUUGCUUCAGUUCAUCAAUGAGACACAUCCGGGAACCAACGUAACGGUUGUCGAUUUAUUUGACCGCACCGAGAGCCUGAAACCGCUCUGGAUACAAGUGGAGGGCUUCAGGCAAGCUAUUUACCCUAUAAUGCAGAAUGCAGCUGACGGCGUCCAUCUCGUCUGCUAUUCACAAGGUGGACUCAUUUGUCGUGCCCUCCUCUCCACGAUGCCUGAUCACAAUGUGGACACGUUCAUCUCUCUCUCAUCCCCACAAAUGGGGCAAUAUGGAGACACAAAGUACUUGAAAUGGCUUUUUCCUCAGCACAUGAAGUCUAAUUUGUACCGUGUGUGCUAUACACACGUGGGCCAGGAUUUCUCGAUCUGCAACUAUUGGAACGAUCCUCAUCAUCGGGAUCUUUACCUCAACAACAGCAAUUUCCUGGCCCUGCUGAAUGAUGAAAGACUCCACCCCAAUGCCACUGCUUGGAAGGAGAAUCUCCUGCGGAUCCGCAAGCUAAUUCUCAUUGGGGGUCCAGAUGAUGGAGUGAUCAUGCCGUGGGAAUCCAGUUUGUUCGCCUUCUAUGAUGAUAAUGAAACUGUGCGGGAAAUGAAAUACCAGCCGGUCUACCAACUGGACACCUUUGGUUUGAAGACCCUGGAUGCUCGUGGCGACAUUGCUUUGUACGUGGUGCCGGGGAUUUCGCACACGGACUGGCACUCCAACCGCACGGUGUACGAGGCCUGCAUUGCCAAAUGGCUGACGUAGCCGAGGACGAAAGCAGACAAGAAGUGAGCGAGUCUUCAACUGAGAUGUGCUCCUUUCCUUCGUCUUGGCAACUCUCCUCCCUCCGGGCAGAAACUCAGUUACGUGUAGCUUUUUCUAGAAUGACUGAUGUUUUCUUUCAUAGUGGAAGAAACCUUUUUUUCUGCAGGAAUUUUUGGUAGAUGCCAGCAGCUGGGAUUUGGGGGGGGGGGGUUGGGAAUUAUCAGGUUUGGAUGGAAGUGAACUGGAAGAAUGGGGCCUCGCGUCUUUUGUUGGGUCCAGAGCUAUACAAGAAAAGAGCAAUACGGUAUCAAAUAACUGAGGCAAGGUGUGGGAUGAGGUAGAGGCAAAGUCUGGCAAAGAAACCGAAAACGAGAAAUUAGUUACAUUUAGUUGUAAUAAAAAGCAAUCAGGGAUCAUAUAUUUCUCAGUUCCAAACUCUGGGCAGACAUUGACGCUGUGUACAAACUGGCAACUUACAGCUUUGAAUUACUUUGCCCCAAAAUUGGAAAUGAGAGAUCAGUUACAAGUUGUAUAUUCAGACAUUGGUGGUAACUGGCACAACCCGACCUUGUUCUAAAGAGGAAGAUCUCUGAAAUGCUAGCAAAAAUUACUCUGGAGAAAGCUUACAUUCAGCCCUCUUAUUGUUUUGCUUAGUUUGUAGAGUUAAGUCUAUUUUUUGUUAUUAUUUGAAUCCUUGUCUGGACAUUUCACCAGGAAACAUGAGCUGGCUUGUAUCCUUUUUUACCUCAAACUCCGGUUCUGUGGCAUUUUCAAAAUCGGGGGAAACUGUUACCACAAAAUUAUCAUAGGAGUUGGGUUGUUGUGCAUUUUCCGGGCUGUAUAGCCAUGUUCUAGGAGCAUUCUCUCCUGACGUUUCGCCCACAUCUGUGGCAGGCAUCCUUAGAGGUUGUGAGGUAUAUUGGAAAACUAAGCAAGGGAGCCGAUGGUGGUGCAACAUGUUAAAGCUGCUGAACUUGAGGAGCGAAAGGUUUCAGGUUCAAAUUCGGGAAGCGGAGUGAGCAUCUGCUGUUAGCCCCAGCUUCUGCCAACCUAGUAGUUCGAAAACAUGCAACUGUGAGUAGAUCAAUAGGUACAGCUUCAGCAGGAAGGUUACGGUGCUCUGUGCCGUCAUGCCAGCCACAUGACCUUGGAGAUGUCUACGGACAACACUGGCUCUUCGGCUUAGAAAUGGAGAUGAGCACAAACCUUUACCUUUGAGCAAGGGAGGUUUAUAUAUCUGUAGAAAGUCCAGGGUGGGAGAAAGAACUCUUUGUCUAUUGGAGGCAAGUGUGAAUGUUGUAAUUAAUCACCUUUAUUAAUAAACCUCCCUGGCUUAGUUUUCCAAUAUACCUCACAACCUUGGAGGAUGCCUACCAUAGAUGUGGUUGAAUCAUCAGGAGAGAAUGCUUCUGGAACAUGGCUAUACAGCCUGGAAAUUGCACAACAACCCAAUGAUUUUGGCCAUGAAAGCCUUCUAAAACAUAUCAUAGGAGUUGUAGCUUUACAAGGGCUUUAGCCUCCAGCCAAGGAGGGCUGGUGCCUCACCAAAACUACAACUCCCAUGAUUGCAUAGCAUUGAACCUUGGAAGUUAAAGUGGUGUCCGGUUGCAUUGAUUCUACAAUGUAGAUGCACCCAUGGUUCAGUGUCCCAAGUUACAGUAACUUUUAACAUCUUUUUUCGUAACGUCAAUUGAAAGGAACCUCAGCGUUUGUUAAUGGCUGGGUUAUUGAAUUGAUUCUACAGGCAAUAUGUAUAUCUGUACAUUUCUUCCUUCAUAGAAGCACACUUUUAGAAUCUCAGGCUGGCAGCAGAAAAACAGGUUAGACAUAGGAAAUUCAUAAUCUGCUCUAACUUACAUUUUUUCAAGAAUAAUGUGUACUUUAAAUGCCUCACACUAGCAAUCAUGGGGUGAUUACAUUGGAGUAGCCUUCCACUAAGGUACUCAUACUAUCUCUUGGAGGGAAAACCUCAGCGCAUCACUGUUACAGUAUUAAUUCCUUAAUUUUUUUUUUACAAAGGUACAACAGGAAUAGGACUCAGGUUUACCUUUAGUCUCUCUGUUGGGGGUAUGGAAGUAGAAAUCAAGGAUGCACUGCAAGCUGAGUUUGAUGGGACUUCUUAAAUGAAUACGUUCAACCCAAUCCAGUAUCCUCUAGAUCAGGCAUGGGCAAACUUUGGCCCUCCAGGUGUUUUGGACUCCAACUCCCACCAUUCCUAACAGCCUCAGGCCCUUUCCUUUUCCCCCUCCGCCGCUUAAGCAGCUGAGGGGGAAAACUUUGGGCAAACUUUGGCCUGGAGAGCCAAAGUUUGCCCAUGUCCUCUCUAGAUGAGUUGGACUGCAUGGCCUUGCUGGGUUGGGAAUGAUGGUACUUAUAGUCUAGAAAUGGGGAAGGUGGCCCUGCUUGCAGUCCCAAAUCACAUUUCAUUUUGGCAAUUUUGUCAUCUGUAUGUGCGUGUUUUGAAUAGUUAGUGUUUGGAUCACUUCCCAUGGAGAAAAGCAAGCAUCUCCUGGAGGGUCAUUCCAUGCCAAGUGGUCUACAAUUUAAAAAGUUCCCACCAUCAUGUUCUCCAAUUUUGUUCAGAUUUUAGCUGUAACACCAGUCAGGUGUUCAACCAAGUUCCCCAAAAUUUGAGGUCUCCAACUGCAAUAGUUGCUGACCUAGAAGCCCUUAUCUGAAGGAUAGUCAGUCAGCAUGUGCACAACAUUGAACAAAAUGCCUGAAAGAGAAAAUUUUGUUCUACAAGACUGAUAGGUUUUUGUUUUGCGAUGCAACCAUUAAAUAUCCAUUUACUUAGGUCAAAGUAUGUUAUAUAUCAUAUCGAAACCAGCAUUCCCAUCACCAUAGGGGCCAUGCCCGAUAGCCAUGCAGUAACUAGCAAGACCAUGAGGAUGCAUAAAGCAUAAUGCAUAAAUGCACAAAACGUAACAUACUUUGACCUGAUUUUUUGUUUUCCUUAGGGUCAGUUUGCAAUCUUUGACAAUCCCAACUGUCCACAUAGCAUUACUUGGAUUUUUGUUGUUGUUGCUCCCAAAUGUAUUCCAACUCAGGAUUGACAGAUAAGUCCGUAUCUUUGUUUGCGUGGAAAUUGUUGCAGUCUGAAUAUUGGUCAAAAUUUGUCGCGACACGUUUUGAUGCACACUUUGAGUCAACUUGUUUGACAUAAUUUUGCAUCCAUAAUGUUAUUUCAAUUUACUAGCCAUUCUUAUACAUUUAUUUUCAAUUUUAUUAGACCCCAAAAAUGUCAUGUGCACACUGACUGAAUACCCUUCAGAUAAGAGGGGUCUAGAUCAGCAAUGAGACCUCAAAUUUUGGGAGACUCGGUUUAACACAUAACUGGCACUAUAGCUAAAAUUUGAACAAAAUUGGAGACAUGAUGGUGAGAAGGUUUAGACCACUUGGCAUGGAAUGACCUUGGAUUUAAGAGCCAGAAAUGUGGUGAAAUUGCCCCCAUUCCUCUUAAAGGAUAUUUGGGAGUGAAAGAAAUUCAGGAGAUGGAGUACAGGAACAGUUUGAUCCCCAACAGUUGUCCACUUGUUGUAUUCAGACACAUCCAGAGGUUAAGAUAGGGUGGUAUAGGAUGAUGCAAAUUUCCUGACUGUACCACUUCUGAUUCUGUAGGGGAAGUUUUUAAAUAGGAGAGCAUUCAGAAGUGUGAUGGUUUACUUGGAAUGAUGUCUUGGUUUACUUAGGACUUUACCACACCAGGCUGCUAAAGCGUAAUUAUGGCAGGGUACAAUGCUGUGGUUGUCCUGUAGUCACGUUGCAUUUGAUUUGCUAUUGGGUCAUCUCUUUUCAUUGAUGGGAAACCCCACCAAUGAAUCCAGUAUCACCAUUGUUCUGUUGUUCUUCCCUGUGUGAUAAUCUCCUUCCAUUGCAGUCCUUUUAUCGCAAAGCAGGAAUGCUACAAUUGUGCAGCUACACACUUGUGGUAAAAUAUCUGGAUAAUUAAGAAAAAUAGAAAAACAGUAUGCACUGGAGAGGAAAUGAGGCUAUGCAGAACAAUGAGUUUGUAUCUCAGUAUCUCCCAAUUGUGUCAUGGUGCUCCAAUAACACUAUGUAACAACAUUUGAAACAUAGUUUGAAAGUGUUAUUCCUGUUUAAUGGUGUGGUACUUACUUUGAAAGUAGUUGUUAUACUCCAGAAACUUUGUUUUUGUGGCUGCCACAAACUAUGUUGAAUUGGUUGAGACUAUAGGAGAUACUCAUUGAAAAACUAUAGCAAAAUGUGCUGCUGGAUGCCCCUCAAAAACAAAGUUUUUGCAGUUUAAUAAACUUUUCCUAUGUUUUUAUGAUAGAACCAAUUAGCAAAUCACAUUUAUAACCCAGGAACAAAAAUUGUGUUACAUAUUGCAAUUUUGUUUCUGUUGUCUCAUCACAAUUGCAUUGUUUAAGCAAACAGUCUGCUAUGAUAGGUCCAAUCUACACUGGUGGCUUAAUGCAGUUCAAGGCUAGCUUCAAACUGUGGCAGCCAGACAACAAACUGCCCCCCAAAACGCACAAAAGGAAACAAUGCACAGCAGUGCUCUGCAGUUUGUGUAAUCGCUACCCGGGUUUCAUAAUUUCUUAAGUAAUCAUCUACAUAGUGAAACCACUUUCUUCAAUGCUGGUUUGAAACUGCAUUUAAUGGUCAGUGUAGAUAGAGCCAUAAAGUCCCUAGAUUUGUAUCUCAUCAGUUGAUGUGAUAUAGUUUGUAUCUUGGUCACCUGUUUCCCAAGUUACUUUCCCCUAAUGUUUUGAUCAGAUUUAGGUGGAAGCUGGAUUCUCUAUAGCAGUGGUUCUCAACCUGUGGGUCCCCAGAUGUUUUGGCCUUCAACUUCCAGAAAUCCUAACAGCUGGUAAAUGGGCUGGGAUUUCUGGAAGGCCAAAACACCUGGAGACCCACAGGUUGAGAACAGCUGCUCUAUGGCUAUAGUAGCCAAAGCUGCAUUUAUAGCCAAUAUUCAACUCCAUCAUUAUGUGGAUCUACAUUCAUUUGCAUAUGUGGCCUACAUAUUUGCAUGGAUUAAUGGGGGGUGCUCUUUACUUUAUGUUUUGCUACUGUGACAUCUGCAUAACCUGUAUUUAUGUAUUUCUUUAUUUAAUGCCAGGGCCUUUCUGCCCACUAACGGUACUCAAGGUGGCUGACAGUGAUAAAAACAAAGAACAAAAUGCACUGAACAACAAAUUGCAAAUGCAUCAUUAAAAUGAAAAUAACCAGUCCCAUGCAACAAUAAUGCCAAAGACCUGUCUGAAAACAGAGUACGUCAGAGAGUAUGAAACAAGAAUCAUUGCCAGAGCACGAUGCCCUCUUCUUUGGAACUUGUUGUUGUUUCCUUCAAGUGGUUUCCAACAUGGCAACAUUGAGGUGAACCUAUCACAGUUUUCUAGGACUAAGAUUAUGUGAUUUGCCCAAGAUCAUCCAAUGGUUUUUCAUAGCUGAGCAGGGAAUCAAACCUUAGUCUUCAGAGUUAUAAUCCAAUGCUCAGACCACUAUACCACAUUGGUUCUUAUAUCUAAGCUUUGCCACCAUCCCCAUGAGGAUGCCAAAUACUAGAAGUCUAAUAACUGAAUACAGGAGCUUGUGAAGGAUUUAUUGUGAUUGCUGUUGUUUACAGUUCGGUUAUUUGCAGAGCAUAGGCUUUACCAUCAACAGGGUACAAUGUUCCCCUCAUAAGGUGUAUGGUCAUAAACCAUAGGAAGCAAUUCAUUUGGAUUUGUUUCAUAUUUAGAGUCACCUAGGAUACCAUCUUCAUGUAUGUGUUUUAAUUUUCAAAAUUUCAGAAAGUAAAGACUUUGUUAGCCAUUUGUUUCUUCCUCUGUUCACUUCAGGAUUUUUUUAAUAAACAGUUUUGUCAUAAUGCAGCUUGACACAAUUGUUUUGGCUCAAUGCUAUGGCAACAUAAGAGUUGUAGUUUUACAGGGUCUUUAGCCUUCUUUGGCAAAGACCACUUGAGUCUCACUAAACUACAAUCCUCAGGAUUUCAUAGCAUUGAACCAUGGCAGUUAAAGUGGUGUCAAAGUACGUUAGUUCUACAAUGUAGAUGCAUCCUCUGGCUUAAAAUUUUCUGGUCCAGUGCUAAGACUAUUACAAUACAGUGGCCUUCAGGCAAAACUUUAAUGCAGACUACAUGCUUCUUUAACUACAGUACAAAAACUACAUUUUUAUUUUUCCAUUGUUGUCAUUUAUGUUGAAAAAAUUACUGCUUGGUAACAUAACGAAAUCUGGAGUAGGUUUGGGGGAGCUUUUGUCUUUAUUUGCUGCUUCCCAUCAUGUUUGCCUAUAGUUCAAAGGAUAUUGGAUAUUUGCAUCUCUUUGAGUGGAACUACACUGUCAUAUAAUGCGGUUUGAACUGCAUUAAACUGCAUUAUAUGGGUUCACAUUGGUCAUAAAAUGCAGCUCAAACUGCAUUAUAUGGCAGUGUAAAUCCAACCUUUGCUAAUGCUGGCUUUUUAACACCCUAACUAUCAAUUAAGUUUGCUUGGUUCAAUUCCUUUUUGAUGAUAGAAUAUAUUACGUAGUAGGCUUUUAAAGCUUAGGAUCAAAAAGGUAAAGUCAUUUUGACUUGCUUUACCUAUUCAGUAGAAGGUACGAUCAUAGCAUUGCACAGGGGACAGUGGAAAGGAGAUACGGAAAUAAUUGGGUUGCUGUGAGUGUUCCAGGCUGUAAGGACAUGUUCCAGAAGCAUUCUCUCCUGACGUUUCACCCACAUCUAUGACAGGCAUCCUCAGAGGUUGUGAGGUCUGUUGGAAACUAGGCAAGUGAGGUUUAUAUAUCUGGAAUAAUGUCCAGAGUGGGAGAAAGAACUUUUGUUUGUUUGACGCAAGUGUGAAUGUUUCUAUUGGCCACCUUGAUUAGCAGUUAAUGGGCUUUCAGCUUCAAAGCCUGGCUGCUUCCUGCCUGGGCCAUUCAGUGCUAAUCAAACUGGCCAUUUGCAACAUUCACACUUGCCUCAGGAAGACAAGGAAGAGUUCUUUCUCCCACCCUGGACAUUAUUCCACAGAUAUAUAAACUGCACUUGCCUAGUUUCUAACAGACCUCACAACCUCUGAAGAUGCCUGCCAUAGAUGUGGGCAAAAUGUCAGGAGAGAAUGCUUCUGGGACAUGGCCAUAGAGCCCAGAAAACUCACAGCAACCCAGUGAUUCUGGCCAUGAAAGCCUUCGACAACAUACAGAAAUAAUGUUUCUCCUUCAAUUGAAAAGCUUAUAGUAUCUGAUUGAUAUUUUGCACGGCCUGCUUUCGAGAAGCACAGACUUCAUAACUGCCCUUGCUGAAAUCUAGUGUAAUCAUUGUGGGAUUUUGGUGCAGUUGGUAUAAUUGUCAUUCUCCUUUGUUACGCAUAUUUUAUUUGUAUCCCAUGAAACUCCGCUAUAAAUUGCAUACUCAAAUGAUCCAUGUUUCUGCUUUUCCUCCUGAUUGUAUUUCUUGAGUUGACUUUUGCACAUUUAAAGGAAGGAUAAACGAAGCCUAUCCAUUUCCUGUCUCCUAUAUUCCGGUGCAGUACGGGAUUAGGUUUGAAUCAAAUCUGCAAAAGUCCAACCUGUAAAUGUUGAAUGCUGACCAUAUUUUAAAAACAGCAGGAGGAAACACAUGAACAUUUUGCAUUGCUUUGAAAUUUGAAAAGUAGGUGGACUUUGUGAAAUUUGAGUGAGGAGCAAGAGAGCUGUUGGUACAUAGGUUUCUUCUUUCAGGUCUGAAGGUGGGCUCACCCUGCAAGCGACAAUAUAUUGUGUUUUUUAAAUGUUUGAUUUGUUUUCACCUUUACUUGAAAGUAAGUCCCCUUGAACUUUGUAGGCUGCCUUGGACUCUCGAUUCAUAGGACUGGAACGUUCCCUUUGCCCCUUGAAACCAGCAAUGUUUACAUAUUUAUGGUUUGAAACACUAUACCCUAUGAUAGGAUGUUUUGUUGUUUUCAUCUCUGCUAGUUCUAGGCAUGGCUUUGUUCGAUAAGAACUGGCUCAGUGUUUUUCUCCAAACCUCCCUUCUGAAAUUUCUGCCUCUUUUCCUAGGCCAGGCACAGUUUUAUAAAACAGGUUACACUGCCUCCUUUUGAGGCAAAAGAUGAAGAAAUGUGUCUGUUUGAUGGCUUGAAAUGUGGCUGCCUUCCCUGCCACGUGAAGUAUCCCUGUAUUUAUAUAAGAAUAAAGCGAUUUGUUCCCAAA
Messenger RNA from Anolis carolinensis (green anole), 10049 nucleotides. It is a transcript of the gene ppt2, whose product is annotated as palmitoyl-protein thioesterase 2. The record is from RefSeq and is a predicted model, not a curated record. Gene Ontology annotation, molecular function: thiolester hydrolase activity. Lineage: Eukaryota; Metazoa; Chordata; Lepidosauria; Squamata; Anolidae. The coding region runs from base 1005 to 1907 and encodes 300 amino acids. Gene Ontology annotation, cellular component: lysosome. The transcript is spliced from 9 exons.